Messenger RNA from Cryptomeria japonica (Japanese cedar), 1465 nucleotides. Its product is annotated as cell number regulator 6. The transcript has 4 exons. The coding region runs from base 383 to 1096 and encodes 237 amino acids. NCBI's taxonomy places the organism in Eukaryota, Viridiplantae, Streptophyta, Pinopsida, Cupressales, Cupressaceae. The record is from RefSeq and is a predicted model, not a curated record.
UGCCGAUUGGGGGCGUGCGUCAGAAUAGAAGUUUUGUCAAUGCACCUCAACACACGACGAGGAGGCCGAGGAAGGAGGAGCACAUUCAUCCUUCCUUAGUCAACUACUCGUUAAUCUACACAUUUAUUUCUAUCAUGCAAACUCUUCGUCUUCGGAUCACAUUGUGUUCUAUUUUUCACAAUUGCACGGAUGAUCAAGGCCUAUAAAAGGGGUCAUUCGUUUUCAGAUCUUGUCCAAAAUUUCAUAAAAUUUGGAGCAAACCCAAGAGUUUUGUUGCAAGCCUUGAGAUUUUAAUUAGAUUUGGAACAAACCCAAGAGUUUUGUUGUAAGCAUUGGGAUUUUAAUUAGAUUUGGAGCAGUGUGAGGGCAGAUUGGGCCAAAUAUGGCAGAGGAUGGUAAUAUAUCGCGUUAUGUGAAGCUAACAAAGGACCACGAUGCACCUCUGGAAGAAAUACGCCCUGGGGAGCUCAAUCAGCCUGUGCAUGUUCCGCAGUUGGUUGUACACAGAUGUCGAGAGUGUGGGCAGCCACUUCCUGAAAGUUAUGAGCCACCUGCCAAUGAACCUUGGACAACUGGAAUCUGUGGCUGUGCUGAAGAUCCUGAUAGUUGUUGGCUUGGCUUGUUCUGUCCAUGCAUUCUAUUUGGGCGUAAUAUUGAGAACAUGAAGAAAGACAUGGACAUAUCAUGGGUGACACCAUGUACUUGCCAUGCAGUUUGUGUUGAAGGUGGUAUGGCAUUAGCUGUAGCAACAGCAGUUUUCCAUGGUGUGAAUCCUCGUGUCGCUUUCCUGAUAGGAGAAGGUUUAUUUUUUGCAUGGUGGAUGUGUGGCAUUUACACAGGACUCUUUCGACAAGAGUUACAAAAGAAAUAUCACCUUAAGAACUCUCCUUGUGAUCCUUGUUUGGUGCAUUGCUGCAUGCAUUGGUGUGCACUUUGUCAAGAGUAUCGUGAAAUGAAAGGGCGUUUGUCAGAUGAUAUUGCAAUGCCCAUGACAAUCAUAAAUCCCCCUCCUCCUCAAGAAAUGGUUUCUGAGAACAAGAAUCCAAGCAAUAGCAAUAACGACCAACAAAUUAAUGUAGAGAUGGAAGCAUUAUGAUAUUUAAAUCAACAGAAGGGGUUAAUUUUGUUCAACAUGUGAGAGGAUGCUUUGCAAGAGCAGUCUGAAAUUGACUUCCUAUGCUUUCAUUUCUUGUUCCUUCAGAAAGGUGGUCUUUCAGAAAAUAGACGAAAAAUAAUAAUCCCUAAGGUGGCAUUUGACAUGAUCAGCUAAAUUUAUUCGUUUAUUAUUCUAGUUCUAAUUUCUUUAAUUUUGCCAAAUUUGUGGCUUGAUUACAGGGAGCUCCCAUUUCCCACAUCUUGUUGGAUAUGACAAACAGUUUAAAGUGUAAAAUUUCAGAAAUUCUUAUUGUUGAGGUUUUAACUUUUAAUUUGAGAGCUUUUCAGUCUGAAGCAGCCUUUCUGAAUC